Messenger RNA from Oreochromis niloticus (Nile tilapia), 831 nucleotides. RefSeq names its product biotinidase-like. The transcript is spliced from 3 exons. NCBI's taxonomy places the organism in Eukaryota, Metazoa, Chordata, Actinopteri, Cichliformes, Cichlidae. The coding region runs from base 1 to 831 and encodes 276 amino acids. The record is from RefSeq and is a predicted model, not a curated record.
AUGUACCUGAGGAUUUAUACGGCCGCGGGUUGCCGACCCCUGGCCUGGAUGAACCAGCUCCCCCUGCUGGAUUCAAUCCAGUUUCAGCAGGCAUUCAGUCUGGCUGCCAACGUCACCCUACUAGCUGUCAACAUUCGUAAUGACAGGCUCAUCAUGACAGGAAGUGGCAUCUACACCCCUUUUUCUGCCACCUACCACCACGCCAGGAAAGGGGACCCAGAGGAGGGCAGGCUGCUGGUGGCCAGAGUGCCAGUUUUGGAGCCACUUGAGGUAAAACAAAGUGCAGCCAAAGAGGUGGAGGCUGGUGGUGGGGAGUCAACAAUAUCAGCGGCUACAGACUCUGGAUACUGCUACCAAGAUAGCUGUGAUGACCCUCCUCCUCCCUCCUACCCCACCUUCAUCUCCUCUAUGAUGUAUGACACAUUUACAUUUGUCCUCUUAAAUGAGACACAAGGCGACAUUAAAGUGUGCAACGGCACUUUCUGCUGCCGCCUGCAGUACAGGUGGUUACUGCAAGACCAUAAAGAGCUCUAUGCUUUCGGCGCACUUGCAGGAACACACACCGUCAACGGACGUUACGCAUGGUUGGAUCAGAGCUCUUGUGGACAGGAAGCGGAAGAAGCAGAGUCUAAAAUGGACUUCCUGUUGGAGGGGAACUUUGACACCAAAUACGUGUACCCAUCUAUUCUGACAAGCCGAAUGUUCCUGGAGCAGCCAGAGAGUCUGGAGAAAGCUGCAGACGGGAGACUGACCAUGAAACAUUCAAACACGAAGGGUGGCCUGGUCACUGCCUGCCUGUAUGGACGAAUGUACCACCUGGACAAUGAAUAA